AUGGCUUCGAAUAACAGUAUCCCAAGCGGUGCACCUACAUCUGUUAGCUCGUGCACAAAACAGAGAUGGAUUGAUCUGGUAAAAAAGCAAGUAGAUGAUGGAAAGCUUAAGGGAACCACAUGUUCAGUCUAUUCAAUACCAGUGUCUAAUAGUGUUAGUGAAGAGACUCAAUGCGUAUGUGGUCGACGUGCAAGUCAGCAUAGUUAUACUGGUAAAGUUGAUCCAAAAUCCACUAAACCAAAAAAAUGGGUACCAAAACUUGCGAAAGAAGUACCAGUGAACGUAUACGGACAAUUGACUAACGGUGCUCGAUUCAUUCGAUGCAGUACUGAGAAUAAUGCACUUGAAACACUUAUAGCAAUGAUUAUUAACAAUGUAGGUAGUAAUCCUAAAUUGAUUGUCAGUUGCUAUGGUGGAGCUGAAUAUUUCACUAUGAAAGACAGUUUGGAAAGAGAAUUCAUGAAUGGUAUUGGUCACAUAGCAGCAACAGAAGAUGUAUGGGUGCUGACUACUGGUUUAAAUAGUGGUGUAUCGAAGCUUAUCGGUCAAGGAGUUCAUCGUAAAAAGCUACUAGGUGACAACAAGUGGGAUCCUGUUGUUAUCGGAAUGAGUAGGUGGGGUACCAUUGCAGAACAUACUCGAAAAACUCUUCAGAAGCAGCCAUGGCCUUAUCCUCGGUCUUUGAAGGAUCUUGAUCACAGUUAUACAAAGUUGAUUGGACCAUUUGCCGAAUCUUUUUAUCAUAAACAAAGUACACGCAAACGUCUUCAAGAAGAUAUUGCAUCAUUAUGCUCUUGUCGAAAAUGGACAAAAUUUUCCUCCAACAAAGUUGCUAACUCAUCAGAUACACCCAAUGAAAUGGCAGAAACAGCGCAACAUUCGGUACAGGUGCAAAUUGAAACACUUCAUCGCCCUGAUAAAAUUUUUGGACAACAAGAAAUGCUGCGUGAUCUUUUCUUAUGGAGUGUUUAUGCAGGAAAUGUGGAUAUAGCAUUGGUACUCUUACUUCAGCUCAAAUCCAGAAUUGGUGCAGCUUUGAUUGCAGCCGGAAUAGCCCAGCAUUUAUCUCUAGCUGGUAGUAAUUCACAAAUAAAAAACAAAUAUGGAGAACACCGCGUGAUCUAUGAGGAGUACGCUACGGCAUGUAUUGAUGCCUGUUAUAAACGAAAUGAACAGUUAGCUUGUCAAUUGCUGUUGCGCGAAAUACCUCUCUAUGGAAAUAUUACAUGUACACAAGUAGCCAUCACAUCACAAAUCAUUCCGACUGUUAACACGCAUUGCUUUAAUCAAAUUCUUAAUCGACAAUGGUACGGUUCUUUAGAUGGUACAUCACUCACAACAGUAUGGGCUACAUGCAAAUUUACUUUCCAUCUCAUUUUAUUUGGUUUCAUCGCGCCUAAAUUUCUUCGCUACCGCUCAGCUGAUUCAUCAAAGCAAACGGUAUGUCUUGGCAAUGAUGAAGAGGAUGUAGGAUACAAGCCGAAACACUAA
Rotaria sp. Silwood1 is the source of this 1491-nucleotide messenger RNA. The record is from the annotation of a GenBank genome assembly. Lineage: Eukaryota; Metazoa; Rotifera; Eurotatoria; Philodinida; Philodinidae.